AUGCAGAAGGACAAAUCGAAAAACGUCCCUGAACAAGGGAAAGAAAGAAAGGAAAAGGUAAGCGGAAAAGCCGAAAAAAGACCCAAAACAAGGGAGAAAAACGCAGACCCACGACCGACAAAAAGGCUAAGAGCCCCUGCAGCAUCCUCCGAAACGAAAUCAGACGAAGGCUUCCAGCGAGUGGAAACCAAGAAAAAUAAAAAACGAGAAGACGUCUGGAAAGAGAAAAAAAAAAAGAAAGAAAACCAGCAGGAAAACCACGCGGACAUGGAAAUGGAAGCGGAAACGUCGUCAAAAGACGACGCACACAGACAAACAGAGGCACCAACCCUCGAAAACAAAAACCCAGACACUUCAGUAUGGCCAAACAUGACAAACAGCGAAGAACAAGUCAUACCGACCCCAGCGAGUUCGGAUUCGAACACUAACACGAAGCAAGGGAACCCAGUCAAUCCACCAUCGAUAGUCGUCCACGACAGCAAAAGGUGGAACGAGAUUUCUAAAGGUCUUGAAGACAAAAAGAUCGGAUGCGACAAAGCAAGGCUGACCAGGGAUGGAAUUUACAUCCACACGAACAACGAGGAGGAGUGGCGUAGAGCGACCCGAUACAUGGAAGAAAGGAAGAUAGACUUCCAUACAUAUUCCAUUAAAAAAGGAAUCCCGCUACACGCAGUGAUUCACGGGAUCCCUGAAAACGUGACGGUGGAGGACGUCACAAGCGACCUGAAAGCACAGGUAUACACUGUGCUCGAAUGUUAA
This is a messenger RNA of Leptinotarsa decemlineata (Colorado potato beetle), 759 nucleotides long. RefSeq lists its product as uncharacterized. The record is from RefSeq and is a predicted model, not a curated record. Lineage: Eukaryota; Metazoa; Arthropoda; Insecta; Coleoptera; Chrysomelidae.